AUGCGCGCGUUCAAGGAUGAUGUCACAUCCGUCGCCGCCAGCGGCCACGAGAUUUUGGGGGGCUCCGUGGACGGCACGCUGCGGCGCUUCGACAUCCGCGUCGGCCGCGCGUACUGCGACGACGUGCGUCACCCGGUGACGUCAGCGGUGUUUUCUGGUGACGGGCUUUGCCUGCUGGCGGCGUGCUUGGACAGUACGCUGAGGCUCAUAGACAAGGCCACAGGGGAGCUGCUGGCCAGCUACCGGGGCCACACCCACACGGGCGUCAAGAUGGGCUGUGCCCUGAUGCCGGGUGACGCUUUCGUGGUCGGCGCCAGUGAGGACGGCCGCCUGUGCUACUGGGAGCUGGUGGACGCGCAGCUUCUGCUCAGCUUCCAGGCCCACCGCGGCCCCGUGUGCGGCGUCGCCGCGCACCCAAAGGGCACGUGUGUGCUGACCGCCGGGGUCGAUGGCGUUGUGAAGGUCUGGAUGCACUCCAAUGCCCCUGUGCUGCGGUUCUAA
Messenger RNA from Monoraphidium neglectum, 501 nucleotides. Its product is annotated as mitogen-activated protein kinaseorganizer 1. Gene Ontology annotation, molecular function: protein binding. The transcript has 5 exons. Gene Ontology annotation, cellular component: catalytic step 2 spliceosome. The coding region runs from base 1 to 501 and encodes 166 amino acids. Gene Ontology annotation, biological process: mRNA splicing, via spliceosome. Lineage: Eukaryota; Viridiplantae; Chlorophyta; Chlorophyceae; Sphaeropleales; Selenastraceae. The record is from RefSeq and is a predicted model, not a curated record.